This is a messenger RNA of Truncatella angustata, 1920 nucleotides long. Its product is annotated as oxidase. NCBI's taxonomy places the organism in Eukaryota, Fungi, Ascomycota, Sordariomycetes, Amphisphaeriales, Sporocadaceae. The record is from RefSeq and is a predicted model, not a curated record. Gene Ontology annotation, molecular function: peroxidase activity. The transcript has 3 exons. Bases 497 to 1828 code for a protein of 443 amino acids.
CCUACGGGUAAUAAACCCCACGAGCUAAAGGCGCCAAAGAGAGGCACUGACCAGGUUCAGAUGGCAUUUCCCAUCCGUCAUGUAAGGAACCUUGGCUAUACAGGGUGCCUUGUAUUAUAUCCAUGUCAGAAUCCCGAGGCCAACAAACAAUUGGUGAACAAACAAUGAUGAGAGGGGCCGCACCGGUGAUCUUGGCCAGUUUGAUCGUAGACGCUGUCGUCGGUCUCAAUCUCAAUGUAAGUUUGCUUAUGGGACUUUUGCUGUGGUGUACGUUUCAAGACCUAACCAACCGAUGACAUUAUACGGUUGAGCCUACAGUACCCACAAGCAGCGGGUUUCUGACUCUCUCGAUACAAUCUGCUUCGGCCUCUCCCAGGAGACUGAUUUCGAAUGACUUCGGUAUAUGUCGAAUUCCAACUCUCCCUAGUGGUUUUCGCUUCAGUCGCUCAUUACUUCGUUUUUCCCCUGUUACUUGCGUGUGACAAUUCCGCUCAUUAUGAAGUCCUUCGGCUUCUGUGCCGCCCUUUUGGCGCAGCUUUCCGUCAUCAUCCACUCGUUCCCAACGGCGGAGAACUUCGCCAAGCUUGCAUCUCGCGGGUUAUUGGAUACGUCUGAUAUCACACCUCAGGACUUGUAUGCAACUUUAUCCAAAAUAAAGAACAAAAGAUUGUUGUUUGACCCUCUCAAAACGCCAAUUGACGUUAGCGGCGACCAUACCUUCCAAGCUCCAGAUCUUGAUGGUGGUGACCAGCGUGGGCCGUGUCCAGGUUUGAAUGCCCUGGCUAACCAUGGAUACCUUCCACACGAUGGUGUAGUCGGGUUUUUGGAUCUCAUCGAGGUUGUAAAUACUGUCUAUGGCAUGGGUGUUGACCUGAUCACCGUCCUCUCUGUUAUGGGUACCGCCGGUGUUGGCAACCCUCUCUCCUUGACUCCCGGGUUCUCUAUUGGCGGCGAAACGCCAAAGUCUUCUAACAUCCUCGGAAACCUACUCGGCUUACUUGGCACUCCUAGGGGUCUUUAUGGCAGCCAUAACUGGAUCGAGGGAGACUCCUCCGGCACCCGUGAUGACCUCUAUGUCACCGGCAAUGCUUGGACUAUGAACAUGACCCUGUUCUUCGACAUCUACAACUCGAUCGAAGAUGUCCUGACCAUGGAGAUGAUUGGUUCUCGGGCAGCUGCACGAUUUAACGAGAGCAUUGGCAUAAACCCCUACUUCUACUACGGUCCAUAUACCGGUAUGGUUGCACGCAAUGCAGGUUACGCGUUUGUUGGACGUAUUCUCAGCAAUCACUCAACCGAUUAUCCACAAGGCAGCCACAUGACGAAGGAGGUAUUCGCCAGCUUCUUUGGCGUGUAUGAGGAGGAUGGUCAGCUUGUCUACAAAGAGGGUUGGGAACAGAUCCCUGAAAAUUGGUACCGCAUCUCGGUCGACUAUGACUUGGCCAGCCUCAAUCUGGACUUGGUCGCCUGGCUGUCUGAACAUCCGGUAUUGGCAAGCAUUGGUGGUAAUCUUGGCAAGACAAACAGCUUCGCUGGUCUCAACCUCGAGGAUGUCACCGGUGGUCUCCUGAAUGCGGUAUCAUUACUUGAGGGUAAUAACCUCAUGUGCUUUUCCUUGGAAAUCGUCAAGACGUUCGCCCCGAACUCGUUGUCGACAAUCUUCAGUACUCUCUCCACGCCUCUGCAACUGAUCAACGAUGCAAUCCUGGACCCAAUUCUGGAUCUCUCUUGCCCAACUUUCACUGAUCUCUCGGUUAAUGGUACCGAUCUACUAGAUGUUCUUGUUGACACCUAUCCGGGUGCUAGAAAGGGUAACUUCGCCCUGUAAAGGCCCAAGAGUUAGCGCUCUAUGCGACUUCAUGUAUUUUAAUACUCAACUUAUCAGCUUAUAUAGACGACUAAUUUUAAUCUUGAACGACC